GAUGGAAAAGUCUACAAGUAUUUAUCUAUGUGACAUUGAUCAUAAUCAGAUCAAUCAUCAAUGGGAAACAGAAGCUGUUCUUCUACCUGCAAGUCAGGUGAUGCAGGCAAAAUCAAGGUGUUGCAUGCCAAUGGAAGCAUUAUCCUUGUGAAAGGCCCCAUCAAAGCAGGAGAGCUGCUUGAGCAGCAUCCUGGAUAUUGGAUCUGCCACUCUGAGGCAUUUUAUAUAGGAAAACCCAUUGCUGGACUGCCUUCUAAUGAGGACUUGAAAGUAGGCCAUACAUAUUUUCUCCUUCCAAGGAGAAGCUUUCAGUCUGCACUUACAGUCUCCACAGUUGCUUCAUUUAUCUCAAAGGUGGUAGCAACAUCUGCAACACAAAAUGCUACUGCUAAGGGCCCAAGGAGCAAUGCAAAUAUGCAGGCCAAGCCCUUUAAGAUUCAGAAAAAGGGUGAUUCUCUGCAAGUCAAGAUCUCAGCUAACUUUCUUGCAGAUCUUGUAAUGGAAAAUGGCUUGUCUUUCAGAGAGCAUUCAUAUGGUAGUGAUUCUAAAAGGCCUUUGUGUGACAGUUAUCAGCUGAUGGAGGAUUAUGCAAAGUUGGUGAGGCCAAGAAGCAGGCCUUGGAAGCCCAAGCUGAGUACCAUCAAAGAGACUGAUCAUGGUAAGCCAGCCUUUCUGCUAAGAUUGUUCAGUCACAGUGUCAGAGGUAACUUUGUCUAUGGGGUUUGAUAUACACAACACUGAAGAAGAUGUUGCAAAGUUGUGUUUUUUUCUACUUACUAAAAUUUGGGUGCCCUUUAGAGCCUCAUAUUGUAAGCUUGGAUCACACUCUUAAGAUUUGUAAUAUUGUCCAGACUCUAAAGUUCUUAUAGCUCAACCUGGCCAUAGUUCUGUUGGAGUUAUAAGAAGCUCUUGUGGACAGUCUUUGUUGUAAUUGAAAGAUUUGUACAUAUGGGUGUAGUGUCGUAAAUUGUAUGUUCAUACAAUUUCAUGUUCAUUUGAUUCCUAGUUUGCAUGUUUAAACUGAUAAACCUCAUUCCACUACUUUACAAUAAAUUAGCUUGAAUGUACCCAGUGAUCCUUAUACCAUCAUCUCACCAUAGGUUUGGUGGAGUGGUGGAAACCCUUGGACAUAGUCAUACAUACUCAAUAUACUGGUAGUAAUAUCUUUUCUGAAUA
Molecule: messenger RNA, 1176 nt
Organism: Cryptomeria japonica (Japanese cedar)
Lineage: Eukaryota; Viridiplantae; Streptophyta; Pinopsida; Cupressales; Cupressaceae
Exons: 1
Coding region: 61-726 (221 amino acids)
Source: RefSeq, a predicted model, not a curated record